GUUAGGAUGCUGGAGAAGGGGAAGGGGAGGGAAAAAAAAAUCCCUUCACAUCCCCAGCUCAGCCAUCCACCGCCAGCCAGCCGCACUCAGGACAAUAACACAGCUGUGGAUGCUGAACGGCCACCAGCCGCUUGCCACCUCUCCCACAGCCUGCUGCCUGUGAGCGGAGAGACAGCAAGGGGGGGACUCGCCCAGGGCUGGCAUUUGCCUUUCCCUCCAGAGCUUCGCCUGGAUCCGCGCAGGGCUGCGAGCCAGAGGGUGAGGCAGCUGGGGGAUUGCAGAGGCUGGGAAAAUGGAGAUCACGGAGGCUGGCGCCAUUCAGCAGGAGAGGCUGCAGGCCAUAGCGGAGAAGAGGAAACGUCAGAUCGAGAUCGAAAAUAAAAGGCGGCAGCUCGAGGACGACAGGCGCCAGUUACAGCACCUAAAGUCCAAGGCUCUGAGGGAGAGGUGGCUGCUGGAAGGAGCCCCGUCGUCCGCCUCCGAGGAAGACGAGGCCAUGAAGAAGCAGAUGCAGGAAGACGAAGUGAAGACCAAGGAGCUGGAAGAAACCAUCCAGAGGUUAGAGAAGGAGCUGGAGAUUCUGGAGAACGGGGACUCGGCGCCUUCCACCAAGGAGAACCUGGGGAAGGAGGCAGCAGUGACAGCAAAGGAGGAGAAAGCAGCAAACGCACAGAAGACUCCGCUGGGCACAGCUAAAGCGGAGCAGAAGAUCUCCAACAGCCCCUUGAAGUUGGUGGAGGCCACUGACAUGAUGAAGGCAGCCAUGUACUCAGUGGAGAUCACAGUGGAGAAGGACAGAGUAACUGGCGAGACCAAAGUCCUAUCCAGCACCACCCUGCUCCCCAAGAAUCAUUGCCUGCAGGGGGUCAAGGUGUACGAGGAUGAGAUGAAAGUGGUGCACGCGGUCCACAUGGAGGAUGGAGCCAUCGAGAACGGGGUCCACCCUCUCAGCUCCUCUGAGGUGGACGAGCUGAUCCACAAGGCAGAUGAGGCGAACCUGGGCGAGGUCUCCCAGAGGGACUCCAAGACCAAGGAGCGUGAAGAGGCCAAGAAGGGGGGUCCCGAGAGUAACCUGCCCAGCCAGAAGACCACGCCCCGGAAGGAGAUCACUGGGGUGCAAGCCAAGCCAGUGGACAGCCCGAGAAUCCUGGCCUCCGGUGAAGGGGCAGAGCCUAGCAAAGAGCAGCCGGUCACCAUGAUCUUCAUGGGCUACCAGAACGUGGAGGACGAGAACGAGACCAAAAAGGUCCUGGGUCUGGGGGGCACCAUCAAGGCUGAGCUGGUGGUGAUUGAUGAUGCCGACACCAAGCCAGCAGCAGCCGGAGCGGCAGACUGCACGGGCAAGGACCACGCCCCACCCAACGGCAGCACCGUGGAGCCCGUGGCCGCCCUGCCGCAGAAGGAAGACAGCCAGGUCGGGGAGAAGCCAGGGGCCAACGACACGGAUCCCAAGGGAGCCGAUCAGGACCUAGACAUGAAGAAACACCGUUGCAAAUGCUGCACGGUGAUGUGAAACGUCCGCCAGCUCCUUCUGACCUCCCCUCAUUGUACAGCCAAAAAGGACUGCCCCCCACCUUCUGUUACCCUGUCCCUCUUAGUUCCCUAGGUUCCACAAACUCCAAGUGACACCGUAUUUUAUUUACUUACCAGACACAACUUCUUUUUCUUAAGAGACUGGGGAAUCAAAUGCAGUGUUUGUAAAGUGUAUAAUAGGCAGCACCAUCUCCCGGCCGCGGCAUCGCUCGUCUGACGUCCGCUUCCAUGCAAUAUGCCAAUGGCGCUGAAUAUUAUAUGUAUUAUACACGCUUAUUUUUUCCCCCUUGCCUUUGUCUCUCCCCCCUGCUCCCCCGUGCCAUGGUGGGGUCUCUCAGAGAUCCUCAGCCCACUAGGGAUGGCCAUCAUGGAACUCUCCCACCUGUAGGGCUCCCAUUUUUUUUAUUUUACUGAUGGCUUUUCCCCUCGUUAAAUGACACCCUCCGCUGUUAUCCGAAGGAUGCUGGAGCUAAUCUCACUGAUGUGGGGGGAGGGGCUCAGCAGAGGGUCAUCGGACUAAGAAGCCUCCUUAGAUGGUUCUUCAAAAACUGGCUGCUGUUAGGACUUUCUUCCCGGCCUUAUGGAAGGGGAAGGAGGGAGACCACUCACGUCCCAGCUCUUUCUCCACACGCCCUGGCGUCAACGGGCCACGGUUUAGAAACACCCAGGCCACCUGCUCCAGCAAGACAGAAGCUCCUGUCCAGUGGCAGCUUGACUAUCCCCCGCACCCCGGGUUCGUUUCGACGACGGGUCUCGGGAAACCCGAGCGGCACAGACCCAGCGCCCCAAACCACAGCUCCACAAGAAGUUUGAAGCAGAGGUUUCAGCCGGCACGUGAGCUGCUGGGCCGCACUUAAAUUUGGCCUGAUCUUGCUGCUUAGAGUUUUUAAGCACUGACCUGAGCCUUCAAACCAGCCGCAAGAUGAACUGUUUCCACGGCAAAAGGAAAAGGACACUCCCUGGAGAUGAGACCUCUGCAAGGUGCGUGUGACGUUCCAACACAGCUUGACCAAGGUCCGUGGAGGUGGUCUGUGAGAUGGACCUGUUGUUUCAACACCUAAAGUUGACCGUUCCAGGUGCAACGUGCAGCUCCAGAAAAAUGUAGCAGUGUGAAAAAUAAACAGGUCCCUGCUGGAUUUCCAGGCAGCAGAAUCAGUCAUUCCGGAGUCACUCCUUCUCUCAAGGAACUUCUCAGUCCAGCACUCACAGUGGUGACCACAAGCCUUAAGGUACUUUAUUGACCCCGCUGGUUUGAAUGCCGGAACCGGGGCCUAUCAGCUCCCACACCCCUGUGAUGUCAUGUCGUCUGCUGGUUUCUACAGAAGAGCGGCUCCCUCAUUUCUUAGCUGGCUUUUCUCUGCUGGAAUGACAAGGCCGUGAAGGGGCGAGGUGGUUGGAAGGACGUUGACUGCGUCUCCCCUGGCAUUAACUUUUCCCUUGUAGAUGCCACGCCAGUAAGGACAUCGGCCACUGAGCUGAUGACCAGAGAUGCUCCCAGUUGUGGACAGUGGAUGAAAUUGGAGGAGGUCGGCCCAAGUCGUGGCCAGCGGGAGAAGGGUCUGCUCGUCGGGAGUUCUGGAGGGUUGUUCUGAACAUGCUUGUGGUCAUUAACCUUUGGAGCCCUGGUUAGCCACAGGUAGGGCCCUGUCAGCACCUCCACCCACUCAGCACCGGCAGCCCCCUGGCAUCAAUGCUGUCACCAGGGCAGCCCUCCCACGCAACACGCUCGUGUGGACAAAGUCUGAGCCCUCCAGUCCCUUGGCUUGUCCUCACUCGAGCCAGUGAGCCAGGUGCCUUAUUGCUGCUUGGGUGGGGGGAUUAUGAUUUGCCUUUGGCAUCACCUAGUGGCAUUGAUGGGUCCCCUCGAGCCAGUUGCUCGUUCAGCAUAUUUGGCCCUGGCAAAGCAAAAGGGUUUUCACUUUGUGGCCAAGGAGCCCAGCAAAUGGCUUUGAAGGGGUGCAUAGUUGGGCAGCUGCCACAAUUGCUUGGAGACGCCCCUAAACCAGGCCCCAAUCCUGCCAUCCUUGAUACCUGUGCAGGCCUGCUGACACUAACGGGGUUGUACCAGCUGCACCUGAAAGCAGAACCACCCCCACUCCCACGUAAAGAGAUGGGGCUGGAUUCUACUCUCGGCUACCCGCUGACUGCUGUGGGUCUGCCCCAGAGCUUGGGGACUCCUCUGGGGGUCACUCACAGAGGUUCCCCCCCUCAGAACAUGUUUAUUCUUUAACGCUGUUAUGCUGAAGGAGGGUACCUGGUUUUUAAAGCAGCUAAGUGAGUGGCGAUGCUUUGCUCGGCUCAGAGCAGGGGAAACUUUAGUUCUUUUGCUACUCCUGGUUCGAGUUUGUAGCUGGCCGCUGGGCCCCAGCCACCUCCAGGGAGCUUCCGGUUCUUCUCCAGGAAGAACCAUUCUCGGGAACACCUCGCGGGAGCUCUUCAGAACAGAUGCCUCCCUGAUCCCUAAUCGUUUUCCUUGCACCCACUCUCCCUGCAGCGCAGAGCUGUGGGCGUGGCAAGAUCAGGCACUUGCUCCCCUGAUCACGCCCGAUGAAUUGCAGGCCAGACCCCAGCUGGUGUAAAUUGCCGGAGCGCCGUCAACUUCAGUGGAGCGACGCCAGCUCACUGACACCAGCUGAGGAUCUACCCCAGGUUCUGCAGCAGAGCAUGACCCGGGAGGCAGUUCUGCUCUGCGACAGCCAGAUUGGCAAGGAUGCUGCAGGGCCCCCAAAGGCAGCUUGUUGGCUGGCUGCCUUUGGGCCCGCAUCCAAGUGGGCGGCCCUUUCCUGCAGAGUGGGUUGCAUAGGGGAGGCAAUGGGAGUUCGGGAUAAACCCCAUCCAGCAGAACAAAUCAAGCAAUGGGCCACGACCCAGUGGUGCCAGUUGAAUGCAGGCUCGGAGCGAGUGCUGAGACCACAUGGAUUGUGUCCUAGGGCGACUGCAUGCGGGUCUCGGGUCUCCUUUGCUGCGACAGGGGCUGAAAUAGGACAUGCUGUAGGGUUGGUGGUCGGUCUAGAGAUUGGAGCUUGUGUAGCGCUCGUUGCACAAGGAGAAGCUAACGCUCGCUUCGUGUUUGGUUCGGGACGGCAGAGUCAGGGAUGCAUUGGAGCUGGGUCAUUCAUCUGCAGUGAAUCAUUUAUCGAUACGACUUUAGACCGUUUUCCCACUCCGCAGACAGACUUGGAUGCUGAUUGCAAAUUUGCUCAUUACUGGAAACAGGUCGACAAACGCUCGGUGAAAACGAGCUUCCGCCAGCGAGAUGUUGGCAGACCACUCGCUCCGGGAGCUUGGCAUUAAGCGGGGCAUCAGGUUGCGGACCUGAGUCGUUGGUAUCGCCUCGGCUUUCCAGCUGGAGUGUUGAAAUUGGUUCCGAGCGGGGACGAGGGAAGAGAUUUGAGGAGGUGCCCCUGGGAAUGCUUCCUGCAUGGAGCACACAUUUGCACGCGUGUGAGCGAGCCGUGAGCUUCCCAGGAACGUUCUUGCAGACAAAGGAACACGAAAGCUUUUGGGCAUGUUGGCGGUAAUCACACCUAAUGCCCUCAAGGUCAAUCUGGGCGCCAGAUCUCCAGCUGGGGUGACUUGACUUGGUUCCAUGGGAGUCACUGGGUCAGAUCCCCGUCUUGUGUAAGUCAGCCCAGUUCCAUUGACUCCAGUGGAUUUAUGCCUUCGGAGGGCCUGGCCCCGGGAGUGGAUGAAUGCUUUUUAUUUGUUGAAAAUGUUUGCCCGGCACUAGAGGCUCUGGGGCCAGAUCCUCACCUGGUGUAAAUGGGAAGCCCAGUGGCGUUAUGCCAGUUGACGCCAGCUGUGGGGUGCAUUGGUGCCAUCACCGCCAUCUUUCCGCCAGGAUGUAGGACCGCGGGUUCCAGGCUGGCCAGUUGACGGGUAGGUGAUAAGUGUGGGGAGGUGGCGCCAUGCAACUUUGGUUUUCACCCUGUUCUCUCACGUCAUCCUUAGAGGUUGAGCUCACACAGGUGUUGCCCACCGACAACGGCAGCUUCUACCCAGGCAUGCUGGUCCUGAAGGGGGACAUCAUCCUUGCUUCUCUGUUAUGUGAAAAUUACCGCUGGGCAAGAUUAACAGCAUGUGCCCUGUGGGCUUAACUGGAUGUUUCUCUGCAGAGGGGUAAAUUUCACCCUAAUGUGAUGUCUCAAGGAUUAACCAAAGAUCAGGCCCCUGACUGCACAUAAUGGUCUCCCUCCUUCUCCCUCCCCUUGCAAUUUGUGUAGCAUUCGCUGUUAGAGCAUUUCCCCUGCUGUGCAGCUUGAAAGGUUCCUGUGCUCGGUGUUGCCCCGGUGGCUACUCCCUGCCACACCCAGCUGCGGUUUUCGCACCUUUCCACUCCGUGCUGGUGGUUCUUGUCCCUGGCGUUAGUCCUUGUUUGGUGAGUCAUCCUGAGAGGAAUCGGGAUCGUGGCAAAGCUUCUGGACUACAACACAUGGGCCGCCUGCGUGCCCAUGGAAAUAACCCACCCAGGGCCAGACCCAUUCUUCCCCCUCACUUCACUGACUUUGAGAGGGGCCCAAUGGGAGGCAGGAGUGAAGUUGGCGCACAAAUACUUUUUAACCUCUUGGUUUCUAUGUGCCCACACGCCUGCACGCAGAGAGAGACCUCACGCCCUGAAGCCUUGAUCAACAGGGAAUACAUUUUACAAUCAAAUUGUUAUUGUCACGUCUAGCGCCGAUCCAGCAAAGCACAAAAGCCCGUGUGUAACUCUGAGCGUGUUCUUUGCUGGACCAGGGGUCCCUCGCCUGUUUGCACCCGGUUCCGUUUCCAGUCUCCUCAAGUUCCUGUUCAAAGGUUCUCGUAGCGGUAGGAGGGCCGGGCCCAGAGAAGCAGAUCCUGGUUAGUCACUUGUAUUUUUUCCACUAGGCUGGCCAGUUCUCUUCAGGCUGUGACAAUCAUUUCCCCAGGGGCCGACGGAGGCCGACGCUUUCCUCUCAGUGCUCAGCCUCGGACCCUUGGCCUUCGAACACAGCAGUAUCACACAUGCUUCUCCCCUGGGAUUGGGGUGUAGACUAGCUUCCCCUUGUGGCCCCUGGAAGAGGCACCCGACUACCCAGCAUUGGGUUUGGCGCAAUCCAGGAUGGAUGCUGGCAAAGCUUCGCCCGGAGCUGAUUCCACACCCCUCAAUUAUUUCAUUUAACCGAUGGUCUUCGCCCACAUGGCUGAGAACUUUGCCAAAGAAUAACGUUAAGGACCCUGGGGCUUUAUCUGUAAUCAUGGCUAUGAAACAGGGCGCGGGUGGGAGGGCCGUAGUGGGAGGCCACAAGUGGCUCGCUGGCUGUGAGGUUCUCAAGGGGGUGAAGAGGAGUGUGGCGGGGUGGUGGGAGAGUGACCCAGCUGUACAAAGAGUGAUGUUGGCUGCCCUUGCCAGGUGGCCAUUAUCCUCCCGUAGCCCCUUCCUUGGUCCCGUGCCAACCUGGCGUGGGGCCAGACUGUGUCCUCUCCUCCACGGCCGGUGGCUGCUGAGAAUCAGCCAGCUUCAUGUCACCUGCUGGGCAGGGAUCUGGCUCCUAGGGUUCCACGGAUCUGGCCUUAGUCCAGCCCUGGGAGCUCUUGCUGUUCUGGGGGCAGCCCCGUCCCCCAGUCCACGCAUGGGUCAUAUGGGGAGUUACGCUAUGGGGCAGAAUUCCCCCAGGUUCCAGUUUAGCUCUGGACCCAAGUCAGGCUUAAACCAGGCACAGCCUAGCCACCUAGGGCCCGAGUCUGCUCCUGAUGAGCUUUCUGCUGCUGCUGUUAAUGGACUCAGGAUCGGGCCCUUGAUUCCUCAACCGGAUCAGGGUGGGGGUGGCUUGAGGGGGAGAAAGCAGGAGCCCAGCACAUUCUGAACGGGAGACUGGUGUGUGGCCCCCUCCUAUAGCCCCUUCCCCCCCAUCUGCCUGGCCCCUUCCCAGCCGGUGUAUGUACAGGGCGGUCCCUCUGUGAGUCCACCCCCACCACCCCGCCAUUCCUCCCUGCCCCCCCCCCCCCGCUGCGUGACUCGGCUGAAGUGCACUUCCCGCGCUCCUGUGCUUUUUAAUUGUGACGAGCCAUUUGACGUUACAGCCCCCAUUGUUUGUAAUACACCCGAACUAAGCCAAUAAACGGUGUGACUAAUCAGG
Messenger RNA from Caretta caretta (loggerhead turtle), 7631 nucleotides. It is a transcript of the gene PALM, whose product is annotated as paralemmin. NCBI's taxonomy places the organism in Eukaryota, Metazoa, Chordata, Testudines, Cheloniidae. Gene Ontology annotation, cellular component: plasma membrane. The record is from RefSeq and is a predicted model, not a curated record. Gene Ontology annotation, biological process: regulation of cell shape.